AACUCCGCGCCCAAAAUAUGUCAGCGCGAGAAUACAUUGAUAAGCUGAGCAAGUGGGGAUUUUUGGUAUGGAGGUCUAUGAGUCUCGAACUUGGUUAACAAAAAAUGUAAUUGCGAAUGUACUACGUGAAGCUUAUUUGAUCGAACAUAAGUUUCGUAAUGUUUAGGUUUUUACGAAGUACCGAUAUAAAAGUGGACGCGCAUGGCAUUCCGGCAAUGUUAUUAUAUGAGAGUUGUGUUUCUUGUUCACGCGCGUAUGUUCCCACCUGCCUUCCGCCUUUGCGGACAUGUAUUUCUAUUGUUAGAGGGGUCAAUCGACGACCUUGUCAAUAUAAUAGAUACUACUUGCCACCGGUUGACCUGGCCGGAUAAAGUCAUAAAAAAGGAGGAAGAAGAUGGCAGACGAAACGUUAUGUCGCUAGCUUGCUAAACAGUUAUGGCAGUUCAUUCGAUUGAGGCUAGAAAGCGAUAAAUGACAUUUCUGAAAUGUUAGUUAGGUAGCUAACGUUAACUGGUGGCUACCUGGCUAGCUACCGUUAGCUAGCUAGGUAGCUAACAUUGUCCUGUUACAAACUACUUGUUUAACUAGUUCGACAUUUUACGUUAUUGAACUAACGUUACUAAUUUUACGGAAAUGUGUAUAGCAUCAGCUAGACAUUUUACAUUAUUGAACUAACGUUACUAAUUAUACGUAAAUGUGUAUAGCAUCAGCCACUUAGCUUUCUAGUAGCGACCAUCCUAUAGCUUGGCUGUGUAGCGUGAGCUAGCUAGGUUAGGUAAUUUGCUAGGUUAGAUUGUUGUUGCCAGUCAUCACUGUCUUUUAAAAUAACAAAUGGCUGGGUUGGCGACUGUCACCACCCUUCGAUUGCCUAUAGGCAUACGGACAUUCAGUGAGUUGCGAGAUCUCUCUACAUUUGGCAAAAACCGGUUGAAUACAGUGCUGGGGCCAAGAAUACGGAUUAAACAGCCAAUCAGAUAUGUGACAUCUUGUGGCAUCCUUAUGACCAGGACCCCCAGGAUUCUUGUCCAUUUGGACAGGAGGACAACUAUCAUUCCCCCUAGCAGAACCUUCCUUAGUCUGGCCAACAAGAGGAAACAGUAUUCAGAACGAAGAAUCAUUGGUUACUCGAUGCAGGAGAUGUAUGAUGUGGUGGCCAACGUGGACGAUUAUAAGCACUUUGUUCCGUGGUGUAAGAAAUCUCAGUUCAUCAUGCAGAGAGCCAGCCAUGCUAAAGCCAAACUAGAAGUGGGUUUCCCCCCUAUAGUCGAGAGAUACACCUCCAUGAUCACCAAUGUACGCCCUCAUCUAGUCAAGGCUGUUUGCACAGAUGGUAAACUGUUCAACCACUUGGAGACAAUAUGGCGUUUCAGCCCUGGAAUACCUGGUUAUCCCAGAACCUGUACUGUUGAUUUCUCUAUAUCUUUUGAGUUUCGCUCUUUGCUACACUCGCAGUUAGCGACGGUCUUCUUUGAUGAAGUCGUGAAGCAAAUGGUUGUUGCCUUCGAGCGCGGAGCUUGCACCAAGUUCGGCCCAGAGACUAAAAUACCCAGAGAACUCAUGUUCCAUGAGGUGAACCAAACGUGAGCCUCCAUGUGCUUGUACUUAUCUGGGAGAUUACACACGUUUUCCCCACUUUCAACCCAUUGCAUUUUGUGGACGACCAUUAAAUGACUGUUGUUGGACACGGUUGAAGUGGGGAAUGGAUCUACAGCUUGACUGCUUGAACAACACAGCCACCACUUGCAUGUGAAAAGAGCAUCAUUUGAGACUGGACCGUCCUCCGUAUGUACUGGAUUCUUAGGCCAUUUUCCUAUUUAUUGCCAUUUUGCUGCAGAGCCUGAUAUUUACUUUAGCAAAUUACGUAUUUUGAUAGGUGUAAUGAAUUGUCAAUUGACGGUUGGAUGUACUGCAAAAUUCUCCAAAAUGACGGAGGUGGCUUAUGGUAGAGAAAUUAACAUUCAAUUAUUUGGUAACAGCUCUGGUGGACGUUCCUGU
Messenger RNA from Salvelinus namaycush (lake trout), 1995 nucleotides. Its product is annotated as coenzyme Q-binding protein COQ10 homolog B, mitochondrial-like. The record is from RefSeq and is a predicted model, not a curated record. The transcript is spliced from 5 exons. Gene Ontology annotation, cellular component: mitochondrion. Gene Ontology annotation, biological process: ubiquinone biosynthetic process; cellular respiration. Gene Ontology annotation, molecular function: ubiquinone binding. The coding region runs from base 832 to 1584 and encodes 250 amino acids. NCBI's taxonomy places the organism in Eukaryota, Metazoa, Chordata, Actinopteri, Salmoniformes, Salmonidae.